AUGUCGCUGCCAUUCUCCAACGAACCCCCCGCGGAGCGGGUGCCCUACGCGAUCCCUCAGCUGGAGGGUGAGCGCAUCACCAUCCCCGGCAGCAAGGGUGUCUUUCGCAUUCUGACUUCCUCCAAGCAAACGAAUGGCUUGAUGACUGUCUUCCAGAGUGGGGCUACGAUCUCAGAUGCGCCAGGUUUCCACUACCACAACCAUGCCCACGAUGUCUUCCUCGUCACGAAGGGCUACUUGAAGUUGUGGAAUGGUGAUCAGUGCCGGAUCUUGGCCCCGGGCGACUUUGCCUAUAUUCCUCCACUCGUUGUCCAUCAACCCGAAAUGAUCGGUCCGCACACUGAACUUCAGGGCCUGAUCACCCCCGGUGACUGGGUCGACUUCUUCCGCUACGUCUCAGAGCCCUACGAUGGCAUCCUGGUGCCCGAGACCGACAACCGCGAUCUGAAGUCCCUACUGAUCCCCAAGGUGAUGGCGGCCAAAGGAAAGUUUGAUGUCGUUUUCCAGCCCAACUAUGUGCCACCAGAGGUCAGCGACUGGACCAAGGAUGAUGAGAAGUUGCCGGAUGGCCAUGAGAAGUACUUCCUGCGUGCGAAUACCGGUCCUCGCUGGAUGCUGGGAGGCGUGAUGUCGCGGCCAUUUGUCACAACCAAGCAGAGCAAUGGUGUCUGUGCGAUUUCUAGUAUUGAAUCGUCAAAGGAGUACGGGGAGACUGUGUUCUCAAAGUAUAUGACGUUCAGCUCAGUGGACCACUGUUUCUGCGUGAUGGAGGGCACCCUCAAGGUUAGCCUGCAGGGCUCAGGUGAUUCUAUCUUCCGGGAGGGUGAUACGGUUGUUAUUCCUGCUGGUCAGGCUUUCUCUCUAGGCUUCGAGAGCAAAUUUGUCAAGGUCCACUCCUUUGCAGAUGGUGAUGGUAUUGAGUCCCUCAUUCACCAGGCCGGCAAGCAGAUCGAGGAGGUAGUGCUGCCGGACCAAGCCCCCGUGUGGGACCGAUCCAAGCUUGUCUCGGUUGCAGAAGCUCUUAAGAUCACCUUCUAA
Penicillium canariense is the source of this 1038-nucleotide messenger RNA. Its product is annotated as cupin domain-containing protein. Lineage: Eukaryota; Fungi; Ascomycota; Eurotiomycetes; Eurotiales; Aspergillaceae. The transcript is spliced from 2 exons. Bases 1 to 1038 code for a protein of 345 amino acids. The record is from RefSeq and is a predicted model, not a curated record.